Molecule: messenger RNA, 233 nt
Organism: Dovyalis caffra
Lineage: Eukaryota; Viridiplantae; Streptophyta; Magnoliopsida; Malpighiales; Salicaceae
Source: the annotation of a GenBank genome assembly
AUGAUUAUCAGUGGUGAUGUGACCAAAAAAACCAAAUCAUGCAGUUCCAUCCUAAGUGGCAUUCCAGGUGGUAAAUGGGAACAAGCCAUGCGAUUAGCUUCACCUAGCUGCGAAUUCAGAACAUGCGCAGAGUACAUGCCUUGCACUAAGUCGAUCCAACGGCUGAACACAAAAAAACGUACAAAACAAUUGUUUAACAAAAUUCAAGAAAAGCCAGCGGAAAGAAGUGAACA